Messenger RNA from Nothobranchius furzeri (turquoise killifish), 10848 nucleotides. RefSeq names its product RNA binding motif protein 4.3 (gene rbm4.3). Gene Ontology annotation, cellular component: nucleus. NCBI's taxonomy places the organism in Eukaryota, Metazoa, Chordata, Actinopteri, Cyprinodontiformes, Nothobranchiidae. Gene Ontology annotation, molecular function: mRNA binding. The record is from RefSeq and is a predicted model, not a curated record.
UUAUCUUAUCUGUACAAUGUUUUUGUGAACUGGAAUACGAGUGCGGAAUGAAGACGUUCACGUUUAAGCGGAAGCAGAACAGGCCUGUGGGUGGCGCUGUGUGACCGGAAGGCCGCUAACCGGAAGUCCACGCAGAGAACUCUCCAGAAAGGAUUCGAAUCACAUUCUCGGAGGCUCCGUCGUGAACACGAGAUUUUCAACCAUGGUUAAAAUUUUUGUGGGGAAUCUGCCCCGAGAAGCUACAGAGGAUGAAAUCAAGGCGCUGUUUGCAGAGUAUGGCACGGUCACGGAAUGUGCCAUCAUCAAGAAUUUUGCCUUUGUCCACAUGGAGGAUCGGAAGGCUGCUACUAAAGCGAUCAAGAAUCUUCACCUGCACAAGCUCCAUGGUACACCCAUCAACGUAGAGGCCAGCCAUGGGAAGAACCAGGGCUCAGUCAAGCUGCAUGUAGCAAACGUAGAGAAGGGGUGUGACGACGAGCUUCGUGCUCUGUUUGAGGAGUACGGCACGGUCACAGAGUGUGCCGUUGUGAAGAACUUUGCUUUUGUGCACAUGCCCAACUAUGACGAGGCCAUGGAUGCUCUUAAGGGUCUGGAUAACACUGCUUUUCAAGACAAACGCAUCCAUGUUCAAGUUUCUAAGAGUCGUCCCAGAUAUGAAGAGCCUGAAGACUACCCUCCUCCCCCGCCAGAUAGGGGCGGCUACUGGCCUCCACGUUACCCUGGAGACCGGCAUGAGCCUCCCCCACCUGGCUACUUGAGGGGCCGCCCUAUGCCCCCAGGUUACCCCGCCCCUCCUUUGCCACCCCCUCCCCCCAGACGAGCUCUGUAUCCAGAGCGUCCCUAUGAAGGGGAGAGGGUCAGAUACAGUGUGGUAGAUUACUAUGAGAAGUAUAGAGCCCGUCCGUAUGGCAUCCCCCCAUAUGAGGACCAGCGUUCUGGCGCCCCGCCUCCUCCGCCUCCACCCCCAGCCGUCGUUAGAGACCGUCUUAUGACCUCGCCUCUUGACCCGUAUGAGCGUCGCCCCCUUCCACCACCACCACCUCCUCCUCCGUCAUCGUACUACGCUCGAGACCGCAGCCCCAUCCGGAGGGCGCCUAGCACACCGAUGCCUCCUGCUAGUAAUGGCUACUCCUAUGAGCGUUCAGCUUAUGGAGUUCCACGUGCAAGAGACCCCUACGCUGACCGGCUGCCUCCGCCGCCCACACGCUACGCUUAUUAAGCCAGACGUCGGCAUUUGAAGGCUUGUUGUCCGACUCCGUCGCCGCUCGCCGCCUCCUGAUGCACGUGACUAUCCUCUUCCUGUCUGGCUGAGCGCGUUACGUUUCUCUGCGCCGCUCACAAGAAGAACACCGUUCUUGACAACGAUGUCGGUUUAUUUGUUUUUAUUUAGGACAUUUUUACACCUAACUGUUUUUGUGUAUAAUUGCUGUUGUACUUUGUACUUUUAUUGGUUGACGUCUGAAUUGGGCAUCUUUUAUUUCUACUAUUUCGUUUUGGUCACUUUUAGUGAUGUGUGUGACUCUAGAAGGCUAGAUACUAGCAUCAUAAAGCCGAAACUUGAUUUUGACGUAAAAUGCACGUUGGUUCCAUCAUUAAGUUUUUUUCUAAACUCAAACUUCUGUAGCGUGACUGUGGCAAAUAAAGCUGAUAAAAUGUAGGAGUUAGACUAACGCACGUAGCUGUCAACUAGAAAAUGGAUGCAGUGCGUCUUCGAUGUUUGUCAAACGUCCAAUAAAACUAAUCUGUGGAGUGAUUGUUCACAAAUGGAGUAAAACUGCUCAGCGCUUCAAUCCUCCCACCACUGUAAAACCGUUGGAAACCUGAAUCAUUCCAGAAUCUUCCUAAACAUUCAGGCAGUCGCAAUCACCGCCGAUUCCCCCUCCUUUUAAAAAUGAAAGCGCAUUGAAGUGUGAGAUUGAAAAAGGACCUUUUAGGUGUUUCAUUCAUGACAAGGGUGACCUACAGGCUGAUGGAGACCUGCGCAGCGAGCAGGUAAGUCAAGGGUGAGGUUGGUACAGACGCAAUCUGUUGACAGUUUACUUGUGUUACAGUUAAAAUGUGGCUUAAAGGUUGAGUUUAGUUAUUAAAAAAAACAAGUUUAAAGAGAUUUAGGUUAGUAGUCUGAACUGACUGGUCCACUGCACAGAUGGGUUCCAAAACAAUCAUAUUAAACAAUAAAAAUUUUAGAUUGUGAUUCUGUUAGAUGAAAAUCACUAGCAUGCAUGAUCAGAUGUGAUCCUUGUCAUUUAUUUGUUGCUGUUAAAACGAGCCAUUAAAGCUGGGAGGGACUAUUGGAAAAGUAGGAUGUCUUAAGGAAGGCCCUGCAUUUCUCUCCUCUGAUUGGCUAGAAGAACUCUCUUACGAUUGGCUAUUUCAUUUCAUCCUGCCACCAAGCAAACUCUUCCCUCGCUAAAGGCUCUGUCCUGCCACUAGCAGAACAGCUGUUCUAGAGAGCUUUGUGAAGAAAAUGCUGUAAUCAUUAUUUUCUGCAACAUGCUCUAGAAACUAAAACAUUAGGAACUAUUAAUGAGUCAGAAUCAGAAAAAGGUUUAUUGCCAUUGUCGGUGAACAAACAAUUCACAAACUAGGAACUUGCUUCGGUACUAACGUGCUACAUAUAACAUGAAUAAUAUAAUUAAAAGUAGAAUAAAAUAUAAUAAACUAGCAUAAAACUUUGCUAUUAAAAAGACAGGUAAUGGUAACAUGGCCGAUAACGUGACGUUAUGUCAAGUACAGAAGACGAGCAUGGUUGUGUGUUUAUAAGCUGUUCACAAGUCUAACGGCAGAUGGGUCUCGUAGCGUGUUGCCUUUCAAGCAUUGAGGUCGUCUUACUAAAGUAGAAUACAUAGGCUAAACAAAUGUGUGCCUUAUGUGCAAGAUACACAGGGUAUCCGCGGGUCCUUAAAAAGUCUUGAAUUAGCUUUUCCAAAUUUAAGGCCUUAAAAAUCCUUAAAAAUGACAAAUAAUCCUUAAAUACAGUUUCCAGAGGUCUUAAAUUACCAAAGACCUAAUAAACAAGAUUCUUUUAUUUCUAUAGGAUUUUAGUGAAUUUCUAGUUAGUGUUCAGCAGUUUUUGUGGACGAUGUUGGCGUAAGCGGAACCGUACACAUGCAGUUGGUUGUGAAAGGGAGCUAUUUUUAGAUGAGCACGCUAGCUGGUUAAGCUAGUGGGAGUGUGCGCCAUGGAGAAGUGGAAGUUUAAUGGUAACUGGAUGGCUAAUCCCACGAUCGCGGCGCGGUUAACACCGGUUCCAGGCAAUAGCUGAAAAUUAAAGCUUAAAUUUAAUUAUCAAAAUGAUAAAUGACCCGCACUUGUAUAGCGCCUCUCAGAGUAAGGACUCCAAAGUGCUUUACACUACAGUGUAUCGUUCAUCCAUUCACACACUGAUGGUGAUGAGCUACGAUGUAGCCACAGCUGCCCUGGGGCGCACUGACGGAGGUGCCACCGGUCCCUCCGACUACCACCAGCAGGUAAGGUGGGUUACGUGUCAUGCCCAAGGACACAACAGCAGAAUUCUCUGUCCGGAGCCGGGAUCGAACCUGCAACCUUCCGAUUACUGGACUACCCACUCAACCUGUCGAGCUACUGCUGCCCUGCUUAAAUAGCUUAAAUUUGGUCAAAGUGGCCUUAAAAAAAGGUCUUAAAAAGUCUUAAAUCUGGCUACCUUAAACCUGCAGAUACCUUGAUACAUGAAAUAUAAUAAAACUACUACUUUGCCCAGGUGUGUGCUACAGGUCUGUUCCUAUUCCAGGCUAGUGCUUGCUCUGUAAUCGGAAGGUUCCAGGUUCAAGCCCCCACUCCGGAAGUUGCUGUCGUGUCCUUGGGCAAGACACGAAACCCACCUUACCUGCUGGUGGUGUUCAGAGGGACCAGUGUAUGGCAGUAUUGCUUCUGUCCGUGUGCUUCAGGGCAGCUGUGGCUAUGAUGUAGCUGAUCACCACCAAGGUGUGAAUGUGUGUAUGAAUGAAUGACUGCAUUGUAAAGCACUUGGCUCCAGGACGCUAGAUGGCGCUAUAUCAAAUACAGGCCAUUAACCAUUUAUGAAAGUUAAGAUAUAACCUAAUAAGAUGACAAGAGUCAUCUCAGUGACCUAAACACAGUAAACAUUAAUACAGUUGAGUUCAUUAAGCCAAUCAGUAACAAGUUUCCUAUAUAAGGAACCCAGCAGGUUGCAUCGAGUCACUGACUAGUGUCAGAGUCUUUACAGCAAUUAUCUUACUAAGCAAGCAUGCGGCAACAGUGGAGAGGAAAACUCCCUUUUAACUCAUUCACUGCCAGCGUUCCUCACCGUUUUUACUGUUUUUAAGAGUCACAGAACGUUGCGCGCUUGGAUGAUGUUGACGCCAAAACAAAGAGACUCACCUCCUACGCCAGGAAGAGUCAGCGCGUUUCAAGCUUUAUCCGUUCUUUCGUAAUCCGUUGUUGAAUUGUGAUCGGCAGAAGCUUUUCCGGUUCGCGCCUCACUUGUUUUUUACAGCAGCGGCCCAAAACAAUCUAACACAUGGAUGUUCUGCUUCCUGAUCACGUGAUGUGUGACGUAUGCGGAUGAAGAUCGGCUUUGGAGCCGAGAUGUUUGUUCUUACAUUGCUGGGGCUCGUCCGACGCCCACACAGUAAAAAAAAUGCAAAUGGCGACUUUUGUUGUCAUUGGCAGUAAAUGAGUUAACAGGAAGAAACCUCCAGAGGAUCCCGGCUCAGUAUAAGCAGCCAUCCACCAUGACUCACUGGGGAUGGAGAAGACAGAGCAGAUGCUCACCCCAUAAAGCUUGGUUUAUGCUUGACGCGUUCACUUUCCGCUUGGUGAUGCGGCUCGUGGAUGGAACGCGCUUCACAACUCGCAGCGUUUAUGGUUCAUGCGGCUCGUCUCUGCGGUGAGCCAAUAUUCUCCCAAACUGUAGGGGGCAGCAUGGAGCUCUACGGCAUGCAUCCAACACUACACCAUAGUAGAAGUAGAAAUUACUGUUUACAACAUGGCAUUCCAGCAUUUUUAACAGCGUCCUCGUCUUUUCCGACAGUGCGAGCUAUUUCUCUCCAAGAAUUAUUAACAACAUGUUGAUCACGGUGAUCUCUGAGAGCUGAAUCAUACAAAUGUCUGUAUUUACCAACCUCUGCCAUACUAGUUCUUGCCGGUCCGCCAUGUUUUUCUGCGUCCGACCGUCCGCGUGGUUUGAAAAUUUCCUAGGUGCGCUGUGUGGAAAGUUUGGUCCGUGCGGAGGCGCGGUGGAGGGGCGUGGUUGUUAAAAGGAUGCAAAAUGACGCAACUUUUCCGCGUGGAGCUGUGCGGACCUCACGCGUCAAGCAUAAACCAACCUUUAGCCACACACAAAAUAUACCAAGUAGUAUUUCUUUGGCUACAUUAUUUCUUAUUAGAUAUUUUAUUUUAUUAGAAUGCGUCUAAUUCAACAUAAACUAGUAGUAGCAUGUUCAAUGUUAACAAAAGCAAAAUGUUAAUGUCGGGAGAGGGAGAAUGUUAAGUGGUUGGCAGCAAUGUGCCAGCUGACAGCCCCCUGUAUGAGGCCACCACAGCUCAGCAGUACACCAGUGCAGCUUCUUCUGGGGAGAAAAACACUUCAGAGAGAAAAUAAAGUUAACAGUUGAAGUGUCAAAAAUAGGGAAAUUAGAGAGUAGUGGUAGAAGAAAGUAGUCGAGUGUGGAAAGUGGCCAGUGUGUCCUCCAGCAGUCUAAGCCUAUAGCAGCAUAACUACAGAGAUAACUCUGGAUAAUCUAGCCUUUUAGAUGGAGGCAGGGCAAGGGAGAGUCGUCUUUACUGACUGUACACUCCACCUCCCUCUACUCCCCCACUUGUCCAGAUUUGGGCUAACAUCAGAUUUUAACCGUAAGGUCUAUCCAAAAAAAGUCUUAAAAGUAGACACGCUGACCUCAAUGCUGGGGACUGGAGCCAUCAGAUUCAGUCAAUACAAGUCCUUCUAAAAAAAUUAGCAUAUUGUGAUAAAGUUCAUUAUUGUCUGUAAUGUACUGAUAAACAUUAGACUUUCAUAUAUAUUAGAUUCAUUACACACAACUGAAGUAGUUCAAGCCUUUUAUUGUUUCUAAUAUUGAUGAUUUUGGCGUACAGCUCAUGAAAACCCAAAAUUCCUAUCUCAAAAAAUUAGCAUAUUUCAUCCGACCAAUAAAAGAAAAGUGUUUUUAAUACAAAAAAAGUCAACCUUCAAUUAAUUAUGUUCAGUUAUGCACUCGAUACUUGGUCGGGAAUCCUUUUGCAGAAAUGACUGCUUCAGUGCGGCGUGGCAUGGAGGCAAUCAGCCUGUGGCACUGCUGAGGUGUUAUGGAGGCCCAGGAUGCUUCGAUAGCGGCCUUAAGCUCAUCCAGAGUGUUGGGUCCUGCGUCUCUCAACUUUCUCUUCACAAUAUCCCACAGGUUCUCUACGGGGUUCAGGUCAGGAGAGUUGGCAGGUCAGUUGAGCACAGUAAUACCAUGGUCAGUAAACCAUUUACCAGUGGUUUUGGCACUGUGAGCAGGUGUCAGGCCGUGCUGAAAAAUGAAAUCUUCAUCUCCAUAAAGCUUUUCAGUAGAUGGAAGCAUGAUGUGCUCUAAAAUCUCCUGAUAGCUAGCUGGACCAACACCAGCAGCUGACAUGACACCCCAGACCAUCACUGACUGUGGGUACUUGACACUGGACUUCAGGCAUGUUGGCAUUUCCCUCUGCCCAGUCUUCCUCCAGACUCUGGCACCUUGAUUUCCGAAUGACAUGCAAAAUUUGCUUUCAUCCAAAAAAAGUACUUUGGACCCAGUGGCGGCGCCAGGGGGGCACUAUAUCUACCCCUGGAUUAGUCAUAGCACCCCCACGUAAAUAUUAUUUUAUUUCUUUUUUACAAUUAAUUUUAAUUUAACGUGUGGAUGUGAUAAUAUUUAACACACAAAACAAAAAUACUCAGUAAAUUAUCAUAUAGAUAGUAAAAACUUAAACCAAAACAGGAAAUGGAUGUUAACCUUUGACCUCAUUUUCCACCUGUGAACGAGUGAAAGGUAGAGCUAGCGGUAAAAUGGAUCAGUGUUUGUUGCCCACAUUUCCACGGGUUCAGUCAGACACGAAUGAAUGUUUGAAAGUGAUCUCAGACCCACAAAAACCUACGGAUCUGGAUGAAGAGAGUCAACCCUCAACCGCCGCAGCAGUCCAGGGUUUUGCCGCUGGAAAUGCUAACACUAACGUUAGCUAACCUUGCAACACUAUAGAUGGUUUUCUGUGUGGCUGUAUGUGUUUAUGAUUUCAUGGACAAGUCAGCGAUUGUUCAUAUGUUUAUGAUGUAUAUUAAUGAUGGUUUCAGGUGUUGUGCACGCAUGUGUAUCUGCUAGUUUUGAAGGUGUUUUAGAGAACAAUAGGUACACACGACCACUUCCUUCAUAGCACCCUCAAUAAAAAGACUGGCUCCUUCAUAGAACCUGCUGAAAAAAAUUUCUGGAGCCGCCACUAUUUGGACCACUGAGCAACAGUCCAGUGCUGCUUCUCUGUAGCCCAGGUCAGGCGCUUCUGCCGCUGUUUCUGGUUCAAAAGUGGCUUGACCUGGGGAAUGCGGCACCUGUAGCCCAUUUCCUGUACACGGUGGCUCUGGAUGUUUCUGCUCCAGACUCAGUCCACUGCUUCUGCAGGUCCCCCAAGGUCUGGAAUCGGUCCUUCUCCACAAUCUUCCUCAGGGUCCGGUCACCUCUUCUGGUUGUGCAGCGUUUUCUGCCACACUUCUUCCUUCCCACAGACUUCCCACUGAGGUGCCUUGAUACAGCACUCUGGGAACAGCCUAGUCGUUCAUAAAUGUCUUUCUGUGUCUUACCCUCUUGCUUGAGGGUGUCAAUGAUGGCCUUCUGGACAGCAGUCAGGUCGUCAGUAUUACCCAUGAUUGUGGUUUUGAGUAAUGAACCAGGCUGGGAGUUUUUAAAAGCCUCAGGAAUCUUUUGCAGGUGUUUAGAGUUAAUUAGUUGAUUCAGAUGAUUAGGUUAAUAGCUCGUUUAGAGAAGCUUUUCAUGAUAUGCAAAUUUUUUGAGAUAGGAAUUUUGGGUUUUCAUGAGCUGUACGCCAAAAUCAUCAAUAUUAGAAACAAUAAAAGGCUUGAACUACUUCAGUUGUGUGUAAUGAAUCUAUUAUAUAUGAAAGCCUAAUGUUUAUCAGUACAUUACAGAAAAUAAUGAACUUUAUUACAAUAUGCUAAUUUUUUUUGAGAAGGGCCUGUGCAACAGUGACAAAUGCAACAAGAUUUAUUAUGUGUUCACAUGUUAUGUUUUUCGUAUUUUAUGGGGAAAAAAACUUAAAACCUGUAUGCUGCAAAAAAGGACAAAAUGGUUAUUAUAGCACUAAGUUCACAUUUUCUUCAAAAAUUUAAGUCAGCUUAUCUAUUUGUGACACAAUGGCUUGCUGCUAAGUGCAAUGGCCAAUCGUAGGAGAGCCCUUUUAGCCAAUCAAAGGUGAGAAAAGUGGGACCUUCCUUGGACAUCCUACUUUUCCAAUAGCCAUGCCCUGGGCCUCACUAACAAAUGAAAAGCUGCCAUACAUAGGCACCACCCAUCCCACCGAUCACCACUGGCAGGCAAGGAGGGUGAAGCGUCUUACCCAAGGACGCAAUGACCAUGACAGGUGGAAUUCGAACCUGCAGUCCUCUGGUUAUGGGGCAGGUGCUUGACUCCUGCCAUCAUCGUUAUGAUCUACGUCAGUGUAGGAAGUUAACAUGAACUACUUAACAGCAGGGGUACAAAUUAACAUAAAAAUAGGAUCAGGUUCUCUUUGUGCUGCAAACUGCUUCUAGGACGUGACAAUUUCUGCAGUUAACGGAGCUAGACAUGAAAUCACACACGGUUUCAGUGUAAAACCUCCCUGUAAUUUUCUAAAUAGUAGUCCAUUGCAGUGAUGCAAUUUUAUAUCUAUGUAAAUUACAUCAAUACAAGUGACCUAACGACCUGUUUACUCCCAGCGUGGUUCCAGAAGUGCAGCGGUGUGUUUUUACUACUUUAAUCCUGGCAGUGGAGAGGAACAACAUCAUAUACGACAUCAAACAGCAAUAUCAAAAGUGAUUUCCUUCUUUUUCGUUUAAUGGUGGAUUGCAUAAACAAACAGUGACCUUUGAAGUCUUGAGGGAUCUUGUGAUCUCACGAAGCAAGCAAGGAGGAAUGGCAGAAGUCUCAAGGGAUUUAGUGAUCACGCAAGUCAAGCAAGGAGCACAGCCAGGAGUCCGUGCCGCUGCCAAGACGCCUGGUGUGAAAAGGUCCUCUUUGAAAAUUCAAGUAAAACAUUCCGCUGUCGUUUCUUUAGCUGAUUCUGAUGCCUCCAGUGUGAAACCGGGGUCAGGGGGAGACCAGACACCCUGUGGAGAAAACUCAUUUUAGUCGAUUAUAUCCACGAUCUCAUUCAUUUGGUCACUACCCAAAGCUCGUGACCAUAGGUGAUGGUUGGAACAUAGAUUGACCGGUAAAUCGAGAGAUCAAGUCUAAAUAGUCCAAAGUUGAUGCUCAAGCUGUUUUAAAAAGACGCCGCCAUCUUUGUUGUUUCGCCCCGUUGCAGCAACAUUUUCCCCACCAAACCGUUAUGGCACUGUGAAUGGCUCACAAAACCAAUAUGGCGCUCCAAGACACAAAAAUAAUCAGGUCUGCUGCUAUGGAGUGUGGCCAGACCAACCUACUGAGAAAAAUCCCUUUGUUUCUGCUAUAGUCUUUCUAGAUUUCUUAGCUAAUUGACCCCUACAUCUAAUGAAAAUCUUAACCUCUCCCAAAACAACCAGAAGGAUCCAAUGUACAUGUUUAUUGUAAAGGAGUGGACAAGCUAAAUCCCUAACUUGUCAGAGGCUUUGGUCCACAUUCUGUCUUAUAACUAUUGAAAAUAAAUACAGGACGAUCUGAGUGAGAUGUCCUCGCUAUUUUCAACCUUUUGUUACCAGCAGGUCCAUAAAGACCCUGGUGGAUAUUUAGUCACUAAUUAAUCAUCUAAACUCCACCAACUUAUGCAGCCGAAGAUUCAAAUAUGCUUAUUGAAAACCAUAUUAAUGUACUCCCACUGUUGACAUUCAACUGUCAAGAACAAGUAUAUUUCUACAUCUGUGGCAUAAUCAUGGUGUGUUUUUUGAAUAAACACAUUCUAGAAUAUGAUCGUCCUGCAUCCCCGAGACUUGAAAUGGAAACAGGUUUACUUGUAGCACAAAUCAGCAUGAUGAUUGUUUUUCUGUUGUCACCCAUCUGUGAAGUGAGUUCAGCCAUCAGUAUUCAGAUCCAUUCUAAGGGCUGGAAUAUACUUGCUUUUUAACCUCUGAUUGGCGCAGACAGCGGGCUGCAUCUUCGUUCACAUACUUGCUUCAGCACGACACUGCACUGCGUUGGAGAACUGGACAAUUCCGCUAGGGGGCACAGUAGAGUACGAUAGACUCGUUAGAGAGUCGGGUAUAGGGGGUACAACCAAAACAAACAUGGCAUCAGUAGAAGAGAUCAGCAACUGCUUAAUUUUGAGAUGACAGCAGAGGUAUUGUACAUAGUACAAAAGACCACUAAACAUGAGAUGGAGUGACCAAAACCCUCGUUUUGUCAACUCUGCCUAAAUGCGUCACAUUAACUUCGAGGUACGCGCACAAAUGACGCUUCACAUCAGUGUAAUUUAUGCGAAGCAGCCGUUUUAAACACGAGUACCUGUCGGCAAACAGCAAGUGUAUUUCCAGCCUUAUGAGGUUUGGAGAAAUCAGCCAGUAGAUUUACAAGAACAGGACUUUGAUUUGUUUAUUUAUUUGUUUUAAAUUAUUUUAGAUGUUUAUUCUGUAGACAGUACAUUAUGCUGCUGUAUUCUGAUUUGCAUGAGUAAAAUGUAACAUGGACUCAAUUUCUUCAUAAAUUACCUCCAUAUAAUAAAAGUUCUGCUUUGUUA